GUUAACUAGUAGUUACUCCUCCGGACGUUCAGUCGAACCCACCCCAUCCGACUGACUCACCGGAGAGCAAGUCCAGUCAACAAGACGAAGCGCUACGUACUUCAUAUGUUUGUCUGGUGUCUGCGGGAGCAAUUCAUUUACCUUCUCCUCCUCCAUUGAGAGCGAGUUGAUGUCCAAAGACGAGUCGCACCCAUCUCGUGUUCACUUACACGUCGACGCACCCAGAGCAUACACACAGACACACACACACUCUCUCCGUGUCUCUCACAUACAACGUAUUUCCCUCUUCGCAAACAUGGGUGAACAGAUUCCCGUGAGGAUCAAGCCGCAGGACGGCGCGAGCCCGUUUGGGGGCGCGCUGAAGAGCGACUUCCCCAUCGACCCGGAGUGGCAUAACCUCAACCAUGGCUCAUUCGGCACCCUCCCCAACGCCGUGCUAGCGCGCCUCCGUCACUACCAGGACGCGGCCGAGGCGCGCCCAGACAGCUUUAUCCGCUACGAGUACCCCAAGCUGCUCGACGAGUCGCGCGAGGCCGUCGCCAGGCUCGUCAACGCCCCCGUCGAGACCGUCGUCUUCGUGUCCAACGCCACCGAGGGCGUCAACACUGUCAUCAAGAACCUGGCCUGGGGGGCCGGCGAGGACGUCAUCUUGACCUUUUCCACGGCGUACGAGGCCUGCGCCAAGGUCGCUGAUUACAUUGUUGAUACGACGGGCGGCAAGGUCGAGCACCGGGAGAUCACCAUCGACUAUCCUCUCGAGGACGAGGAGAUUCUGCAGGCGUUUCGCGCGGCCGUCGAGGCUGUUGAAAAGGAUGGCAAGAGGGCCCGCGUCUGCAUCUUUGAUGUCGUGUCGUCGCGUCCUGGCGUUGUGUUCCCGUACAUCGACAUGAUCAAGGCUUGCAAGGAGCUAGGCGUUCUCAGCAUGGUGGAUGGCGCGCAGGGCAUCGGCAUGGUUCCUCUCGAUCUGACCAAGGCCGAUCCCGACUUCUUCGUAUCAAACUGCCACAAGUGGCUGCACGUCCCCCGGGGAUGUGCCAUCUUCUACGUGCCCGUCCGAAACCAGCACCUUAUCCCCACGACCCUCGCCACCAGCCACGGCUACAUUCCCACGUCCGUCGCUCGUGGGUCCCCUCUGCCACCAAGUGCCAAGAGCAACUUUGUGAAUAACUUUGAGUUUGUGGGCACAAAGGAUAACGGACCCUACCUGUGUGUCAAAGACGGCAUCAAGUGGCGGCAGGAGGUGCUCGGCGGUGAAGACAAGAUCCUCACUUACCUCUGGGACCUCAACAAGAAGGGCAUCAAGUAUGUUGCCGAUGUACUGGGAACCGUGGUCCUGGAGAACAGCAAGGGAACCAUGACAAACUGUUCCAUGGCCAACGUCGCGCUACCCAUCUGGAUCGGCGAAAAGGGCCGAGGGGCUAAGGAAAGCGACGCAGUCGUUGCGACCGAAGACCAAGGCACGGCGUUCCAGUGGAUGGCCCGCACCAUGGUGGACGACUACAAGACCUUUAUGUCUCUGUUUGUACUCGGGAAUAGGUACUGGAUCCGCAUCAGCGCAUCCGUGUAUCUAGACAUGACGGAUUAUGAGGUUGCGGGUAAGGUCUUGAAGGAGCUGUCGGCGAGGGUCGCCAAGCAAGAAUAUCUGGCGGCAUAGACGAUUUUGUUAAACAAUAGGCGGGUUCUCGCCACUUGGGUUAUCAGCCAACCAUCUCGGCCGCCGCUUUUUGACAUCGUCACUCAGGUUCGGUAAAGUCAGGGCCAGAGGCCACAACAGACGUCCCUUUUCCAGCGUGGCAAAGUCGAGCGCUGUCGGCAUCGG
Molecule: messenger RNA, 1819 nt
Organism: Purpureocillium takamizusanense
Lineage: Eukaryota; Fungi; Ascomycota; Sordariomycetes; Hypocreales; Ophiocordycipitaceae
Exons: 3
Coding region: 170-1654 (494 amino acids)
Source: RefSeq, a predicted model, not a curated record